UGGGGGAAGGCAGGAAAAAUCCCGGUCCUUUCCCACAGAGCCUCAGCCGGUGAUGCUGCUUCCGGACGAGAAGGGCAGCCUGAGGCCCGAAGCAAAGCCAGCUGCAAGGCCACCGUCCCUCCAGCCUCCUCGCAUCCCAACAGUCCAGGCCCUCUGCCUCCAGGACCGGAGGUGUCCCCAAGGAAACUCAGACCCAGGAUCUUUCCCCAAAGCCUCCUGGUCCCGGUGCCCUGCGGCCUGGGGAACGGGACACAAAGCUGUUUUCCAAGUCUCCUUCCUCCUCCAACAUGCUCUUCUCCCCACCAGGCAUCUGCGGGUCCUGAUGUCAGUCACGGCCAGCAUGGAGUCCGGGCCCCCCAACCGGGUCACUGCAGGGCCUGCCAGUGACCCUGGAGAGAUCUACAACUGGACAGACCUGUUCUACUUCUUCAACCACAGUCUGCCCGAGUGCCACGUGGAGCUCAGCGAGAGCACCAAGCGCGUGGCCCUCUUUGUCCUCUACCUGGCCAUCUUCGUGGUCGGGCUGGUGGAGAACCUCCUGGUGAUCUGCGUCAACUGGCGCGGCUCGGGCCGGGCGGGGCUGCUGAGACUCUACGUGCUCAACAUGGCCAUCGCGGACCUGGGCAUCGUCCUGUCUCUGCCCGUGUGGAUGCUGGAGGUCACGCUGGACUACACCUGGCUCUGGGGCAGCUUCUUCUGCCGCUUCACCCACUACUUCUACUUUGCCAACAUGUACAGCAGCAUCUUCUUCCUGGUGUGCCUCAGCAUCGACCGCUACGUCACCCUCACCAGCGCCUCUCCCUCCUGGCAGCGCCACCAGCACCGAGUGCGGCGGGCGGUGUGUGCGGGCGUCUGGGUGCUCGCGGCCAUCAUUCCGCUGCCCGAGGUGGUCCACAUUCAGCUGGUGGAGAGCUUCGAGCCCAUGUGCCUCUUCCUGGCGCCUUUUGAAACCUACAGCACAUGGGCCAUGGCGGUGACCCUGUCCACCACCAUCCUGGGCUUCCUGCUGCCCUUCCCUCUCAUCACCGUCUUCAAUGUGCUGACGGCCUGGCGGCUUAAGCGGGCAGGACGGCCCGAGAGCCGGCGCCACUGCCUGCUGGUGUGCGCCUACAUAGGCGUCUUUGUCGUCUGCUGGCUGCCCUACCAUGUGAACCUGCUGCUGCUCUCACUGCAUGGGACCCACAUCCACCUCCACUGCUACCUGACCCACCUGCUCUACUUCUUCUAUGAUGUCAUCGACUGCUUCUCCAUGCUCCACUGCGUCCUGAACCCCAUCCUUUACAACUUCCUCAGCCCGAGCUUCCGGGACCGGCUGCUGAGUGCUGUGGUCCAUUACCUUCCCAAGGCCCAGCCCAGGACGGGCAGACGUGCCUCGUCUUCCUCCUCCUCCACGCAGCAUUCCAUCAUCAUCACCAAGGAGGGCACCGAGCCCACUGCAGCGGGCCCCCACCACGCCAGCCUGCACUUCCAGGCACCAAAUCCCUCACCCGUCUCCACUCCUGGGUCUCUCACAGCCAGCUGAGGUGGGGUUCCCUCUCCUCCCUCAUGAAGUAGAAAGCUGGAGGUGGAGGUGAGAGAUUGGGGGGCGGGGGCAGGGAAAAGGGUCAAAGCACUCACGGUCGACUUGGAGUCUAUCUUACACCUUGAGGUGGGGAGAGGGAGAAGGGGUAGAGAGGGAUAAAGAACGGGUCCUUGGUGUGGUCCUCUUUGUCUCAGUCCUUGUGUCUAAGACAGACGCACAGGAAAAAGGGUGAAAUAAAUAAUAGAGACAGCCGUGACUCGA
This is a messenger RNA of Myotis davidii, 1783 nucleotides long. It is a transcript of the gene ACKR5, whose product is annotated as G protein-coupled receptor 182. Lineage: Eukaryota; Metazoa; Chordata; Mammalia; Chiroptera; Vespertilionidae. Gene Ontology annotation, biological process: G protein-coupled receptor signaling pathway. Gene Ontology annotation, molecular function: G protein-coupled receptor activity. Gene Ontology annotation, cellular component: membrane. The record is from RefSeq and is a predicted model, not a curated record.